Molecule: messenger RNA, 975 nt
Organism: Racocetra persica
Lineage: Eukaryota; Fungi; Glomeromycota; Glomeromycetes; Diversisporales; Gigasporaceae
Source: the annotation of a GenBank genome assembly
CUUCAGGAUCAAAAGACACUGAUAUAAUUAUUUGGGAUGUUGUCGGUGAAGUGGGUCUCUUUCGAAUGAGAGGUCAUAAAGAUCAAAUUACGGCAAUUCGAUUUCUCUGUAAACCAUUAUCGGGUGGUGUUAUCUCUGAUAACACAACUCAAGAUUACCUUCUUUCAUCUUCAAAAGAUACACUUCUCAAAUUGUGGGAUUUAAGUACUCAACAUUGCAUGGAGACUGUAGUUGCUCAUCGUAGUGAAAUAUGGGAUUUUGAUGUAUCAAAAGAUGAAACUUUAAUUGUGACUGGAAGUUCUGAUCCAGAAAUAAAAUUAUGGACAAUUGAUCACGAUGUAUUAGCUCAAGGACUUGAAUCUGAAAGUACUUUAAAAGAUGAAAGUACUGAGAUAAAAAAAGUAAUCAAUCUCUAUGGGAAUAUAAAAAAAGAAUGCAAAGAACGUGUUAUUACACUCAAAUUUCACCCAACUGCCAAUAUAUUAGGUGCCCAAGGUCCUGAGAAAUAUGUAGAAAUUUAUCGUAUUUACUCGUACGAAGAGAUAAAAAAGAAAUUGAUCCGUCGUAAAAAACGGCAGAAGGAGAAGAAGCAAAAGGCUGAUGAUUCUAAUAUGGAUAUUGAUAGUGACUUGGUGGAAAUUAGUGCUAGUGACAUGAUAACUCCAUAUCGAAUGGUUCGAACUGCUUCAAAAAUACGGUCUUUCGAUUUUUCCGCCAAAGAUGAUAUUACCAAAUCCGGCUCGAUAGAGAUUCUUGUGUCUUUGACAAACAAUACACUCGAACUUUACACAAUGGGUCUUCCCAUGAAGAAAAAAGAAAAAUUUCUAGAAACUGCUGAGCCAUCAAAGCUAUAUUCUGUUGACCUUCCUGGCCAUCGUAGUGAUAUCAGAACUUUAGCGUUAAGCUCAGACAAUGAAUUAUUAUGUUCCGCAUCAAGAAGCAAUCUUAAGAUUUGGAAUAUGAGAACUACUUCAU